Caenorhabditis remanei is the source of this 432-nucleotide messenger RNA. RefSeq lists its product as uncharacterized. The record is from RefSeq and is a predicted model, not a curated record. Gene Ontology annotation, cellular component: extracellular matrix. Gene Ontology annotation, molecular function: metalloendopeptidase activity; zinc ion binding. Gene Ontology annotation, biological process: collagen catabolic process; proteolysis; extracellular matrix organization. NCBI's taxonomy places the organism in Eukaryota, Metazoa, Nematoda, Chromadorea, Rhabditida, Rhabditidae. The coding region runs from base 1 to 432 and encodes 143 amino acids. The transcript is spliced from 4 exons.
AUGGCAGAAUGUAGAACUCUUCGUCGAUGGACUCAAAAACAAAUUUUGUGGAAUUUCGCGGAUCCUCAUAAUCUUCUGACCCACAAGCAAUUUGAAGGUGUCAGAUACACCGUACAAGAAGCGUUCGGCAAAUGGGCGGUUGCUCUAGAAGGUUUGGUCGAAUUCGAGGAAGUUUCCAGUGAAAAAAUAGCGGAUAUCAGUGUAUUUUUCGCGAAAAAGAAUCAUUCUUGUUAUGAAGAAUUCGACGGGAAAGGCGGUGUAGUUGCACACUCCAUGUAUCCCCCGUUUGGUGUUUUGCAUUUGGAUGGAGACGAAGAAUGGCAUACGAGGAAUAGAGAAAACGAAGGGGAAGAAGAUGAUGAAGAGAAGGAGAAGGGCAGCAACGACAAGCGGUUUAUCGAUUUGAGAUUGGUUAGCGAAGGAGAUAAUUAA